AUGGGGUUACCCUCUGAUGAUACUAACAUAAUGAAAUUGAUGCCUAUAAGCACCUGCUUCGCCGAUCCCAAGCCCGGUUGUGACGACGGCUGCGACAACGAUGGCAGUAACAACGGAGGUAAUAACGGAGGUAACAACGGAGGGAACAACGGAGGGGAUUGCGGUAACGGUAGCGGAGGGAGCGGAGGUAGCGGUGGUAGCGGUGGUAGCGGCGGUAGCGGUGGUAGCGGUAGCAGUCCCGGGGGCGCGACCGGCGGGACCUCGGGACUUUUGCCGGGAUUGGAAGUAGUUUUGAAGAACUUGCUCGGUUGA
This is a messenger RNA of Ostrinia furnacalis (Asian corn borer), 312 nucleotides long. Its product is annotated as trihydrophobin-like. The transcript is spliced from 2 exons. The coding region runs from base 1 to 312 and encodes 103 amino acids. NCBI's taxonomy places the organism in Eukaryota, Metazoa, Arthropoda, Insecta, Lepidoptera, Crambidae. The record is from RefSeq and is a predicted model, not a curated record.